Messenger RNA from Chelonia mydas (Green sea turtle), 2243 nucleotides. It is a transcript of the gene RMI1, whose product is annotated as RecQ mediated genome instability 1. Bases 174 to 2042 code for a protein of 622 amino acids. The record is from RefSeq and is a predicted model, not a curated record. The transcript has 2 exons. Gene Ontology annotation, molecular function: nucleotide binding. Gene Ontology annotation, cellular component: nuclear body; RecQ family helicase-topoisomerase III complex. Gene Ontology annotation, biological process: resolution of meiotic recombination intermediates; double-strand break repair via homologous recombination. Lineage: Eukaryota; Metazoa; Chordata; Testudines; Cheloniidae.
UAAAAGCUACGACAGCAACAAGAACCAGCGGGCGGUGUAAGGGAAGGAAGAGCGACCUCCGUCGUAUGGCGAGAAAAUGGCGUUUGUGAAAACUCCGCCUCCCUCGUCCGUCUCCGAGAUGGGCGAAAGUCUCGCGAGGGGAUUCAUGCAUUUUUCCUAUAACUUAAAAGAAAAUGAGUGGAUCUAGUGUUGCAGGAAAAGUGGAAACCUGGCUUUCUUCUACGUGGCAUGUUAAAGUUCCUCUGACGUGGCUAGAAGCUUGUAUUAACUGGAUCCAACAAGAAAAUGGUUGUAAUUUAACUCAAGCUCAGAUUAACAAACAGGUAUUUGAGCAGUGGCUUCUUACAGAUCUGAGAGAUUUGGACUAUCCUGUUUUGCCUGAUUGUAUCUUAGAUGGUCCAAAAGGAGAACUGAAUGGCUUUUAUUCCAUACAGAUUGAUUCACUGGUGGAUGUUAGCCAGCCUGCAUAUUCCCAGUUGCAAAAGAUUAGAGGAAAAAAUACUGUAAAUGAAGAAGUAACAGCCAACACUCAGGCACCCCAAAAGUCCUGGGAAGCAAAGCCUACCCGAAUGCUGAUGCUGCAGCUAACUGAUGGAAUACAUCAAAUUCAGGGUAUGGAAUACCAACCCAUUCCUGUCCUCCAUAGUAAUCUUCCUCCAGGUACAAAAAUUACAAUACAGGGUAACAUUGCAUAUCGUCUUGGAGUUCUUUUGCUAAAAUCAGAAAAUGUGAAAUUGUUGGGGGGCGAAGUAGAUGCUCUUCUAGAGGACUAUGCUCAGGAAAGAGUCCUUGCCAGGUUAAUUGGAGAAGCUGAGAACCCUAAUCCUGUCAAGCAGCAUGAUCAUGAACAAGGCAUUUUAGGAGCUGUUGAUGAACUAGGACAAACUCUAGGACCUUCAGAUGAAGAGCUUCUAGCAAGUCUUGAUGAAAAUGAUGAAUUUACCAUAAAUCAUGAAGUUCCUUUAGAAAGUGGAUAUUGUAGCAGAAGUAACAACUCAAAUACAGCCACACAUUUGCUCCUUUCAAGCAAUGAAAACUACUCACAACAGGAAUUUGGGAUCCUCUUGCCUGGGGCAAAUGAAGAACAAAGUGUUCCAGCUGUGGAGGAUGUUGAUGGAGAUUUAGAUGACUUCUCAUUGGAAGAUGACUUGUUUUUAGAAGAGGAGAUCCAAGAAGAAAUUCAGACAAUGCAGUCACCGGUCAUAAACAAAACCAUAGAUGUCAUUACACAAAGAUUUUCACAUAUGCCAAGAUCUUCACUAAGUUACACAUCUGAAAAAGAUGACAGAGGUCAGUUGGAUUCAGUUAGCAAAGAAAAAUCCUGUGGGAGAGAACUGUCUGUUGGUGAUGAAAGUAGUACAAGUAAUUUUUCACUACACCAUAAUAUACAACACUCCAAGAGCUUUACCAACGAUUUCUCCUUGGAAAAUGUUCUUGAGCAGAAGUGUAAUAAGAUAGAUGUAGUUAAGAGCAGUCAAAAAAAUUGUAGUUUUUCUGGCAGUAGAUUGUUAAACAAAAGACCAGUUAAUUUUUCAAAAACUGAUUCAGAGAUAAACAAACAAAAUUACUGUGUACAAACCUUUUCUUACAGAACAACAGAGAAAUGCAAAAGUCUUGAGUUAGAUUCCCCACCUUUUACAUAUAUUUCUGUUCUACUUGCAAAUACCGCAGAAACUGUUACAACAGUGAAAGUUAAAGCCUUUAUUGUAACCCUUACUGGAAAUCUCACAAGCAGCAGUGGCUUCUGGAAUAUAAUGGCAAAAAUCUCUGAUGGUACCGCUUAUCUAGAGGUAGACAUUGCUGAUGAAAUUCUAACAAGCUUAAUUGGAUUUUCAGUGCCUGAAAUGAAACUGUUAAGGAAAGAUCCCAUUCUACAUCAGAAGCUUAAGGAUGGUUUGCAGAAAUGCCAAAGAGAACUGAUAGAUCUUUGUUGUUUGAUGACUAUUGAAUUUAAUCCCUUUCAAUCUAAAGCAACAGUACUAAUUUUACAAGAUGUUGAUGCAGUAGAUCUAGAAAACUUGAAGAAACGUUUAGAUAAAUAGUUGGAGGAAAAAUCUAUAGAAAGUAGUCCCAGGAAAUAUGUAAUUCAAGGCAUAGCAAAGUAAGUGUUGAGAACUCCAUUAAGAAGUCCAGUGGUUUGUGUUUGUUUUUCUUAAUGGCAGGGAGGGAAGGUGGGGGAAAUAUCCAUUCUUUAAGGGGAAAAUAUUUGAAUAAAAAUUACAAAUAAAUUUGUUUUGAUAAAA